GGAAAACCAGACCCAGAGAAUAGUGACCAAACCUUCUCGGAUUACUCUCCACUGGCUCCUCCCUCGCUCCCCCCACCUCCAGAUUUGCAUAAAAAAGGCCAAGAAAACGCUGGCCGGGCCCCAGCAGUGGCUCACUCUGCUCGCCCGGGUCGGAGCCCCCUGGAGCUAAGCGCGGACUUGCUGCGCGGAGCCGAACGCACAGCACCUCGCCGCCACAGUCCGCGCGUCCGGCGUCCCGGCGUUCCCACCGCCCGCUUCCCAGGCCCCGAGCCGCGCCGAGCGCAACGAGCGGGCCGGAAAGAGCUCCCGGCCCCUGCCGUCUCGCGCUUCCCCGCCUUGGCUCCCUCCGCCCCACCGGGGGUAGCGCGCCCACGAUGCCGCAGGGUCCCGGGUCGCUGCUGCUGCUCGUCCUCGCCUCGCACUGCUGCUUGGGCUUCGCGCGCGGGCUCUUCUUCGGCCAGCCUGACUUCUCCUACAAGCGCAGCAACUGUAAGCCCAUCCCGGCCAACCUGCAGCUGUGCCACGGCAUAGAGUACCAGAACAUGCGGCUGCCCAACCUGCUGGGCCACGAGACCAUGAAGGAGGUGCUGGAGCAGGCGGGCGCCUGGAUCCCGCUGGUCAUGAAGCAGUGCCACCCGGACACCAAGAAGUUCCUCUGCUCGCUCUUCGCCCCCGUCUGCCUCGAUGACCUGGACGAAACCAUCCAGCCGUGCCACUCGCUCUGCGUGCAGGUGAAGGACCGCUGCGCUCCGGUCAUGUCCGCCUUCGGCUUCCCCUGGCCCGACAUGCUUGAGUGCGACCGUUUCCCCCAGGACAACGACCUCUGCAUCCCCCUCGCUAGCAGCGACCACCUCCUGCCGGCCACCGAGGAAGCUCCAAAGGUAUGCGAAGCCUGCAAAAAUAAAAACGAAGAUGACAACGACAUAAUGGAAACUCUUUGUAAAAAUGAUUUUGCACUGAAAAUAAAAGUGAAGGAGAUCACCUACAUCAACAGAGAUACCAAAAUCAUCCUGGAGACCAAGAGCAAGACCAUUUACAAGCUGAACGGUGUGUCCGAGAGGGACCUGAAGAAGUCGGUGCUGUGGCUCAAAGACAGCCUGCAGUGCACGUGCGAGGAGAUGAAUGACAUCAAUGCGCCCUACCUGGUCAUGGGGCAGAAACUGGGCGGAGAGCUAGUCAUCACCUCUGUGAAGCGGUGGCAGAAGGGGCAGAGAGAGUUCAAGCGCAUCUCCCGCAGCAUCCGCAAGCUGCAGUGCUAGUCCCGGGGCCAUCCCCCGGGCUCUGCUGACCCUUUCCACUUCUGCUGUGGGACCUCAACACUCAUUUCCCAAGCACAGUCCCUGCAGCUCCAGCCCCAGCCUGGAGCGGCUCUCCCCUGUCUUUUGCACGUUUGCACCCCUGGCAUUUUCUGAGUUAUAAGGCCCCAGGAGGCCUCAGGAACAAAUAGUUGUUUCCACAUAAAGGAAAAACCCACCCAAAUCUUGUAGAAAUCUUCCAACUAAUAAAAUCACGAAGAUUUUUAUGAAGUUUUAAAAUAGCUCACUGAAAAGCUAGUUUUGAAUACGUGCAACUGUGACUUGGGUUUUAUUUUUUUUUGGUUGUUUGGUUUGGGUCAACCGAGUUUCACUUUCUGCUGAGGUUGCCAUAAUGUGCAAAUAGCUUUACUUUCCUAUGUGGCCCAAACUUUCACUUUUCUGUUGUGGGUCCAAAACCCAGUUGAGAUAAAGCUGGCUGUUAUCUCAACUUCUCUCUCAGCUCCAGCCUGACACUCAGCACCUAAGUCUUAUAACGAUUCACCUGUCAUUUUACAUCCCUGUUGGGAACUUACAACUCUAGCAUGUAUUGCAUUUUGCAUUUCCAGGUAGAGUACUUCCAUUUAUAAAAACCACAUUAACCACCGUAGCAUGAGUUCUUCAAAUAAAGGGCAAGACAGACUGAUGUUAUGAUUGACCCGAGUACUUUAAGCUUUUUUUACUUAAUUUUGCAAAUUAAACCAUUGUAGCUUACCUGUAAUAUACAUAGUAGUUGACCUGAAAAAGUUGUAAAAAUACUGCUUUAACCAACACUGUAAAUAUUUCAGAUAAACAUUAUAUUCUUGUAUAUAAACUUUACCUCCUGCUUUACCAA
Messenger RNA from Orcinus orca (killer whale), 2127 nucleotides. It is a transcript of the gene SFRP2, whose product is annotated as secreted frizzled related protein 2. NCBI's taxonomy places the organism in Eukaryota, Metazoa, Chordata, Mammalia, Artiodactyla, Delphinidae. The transcript has 3 exons. Gene Ontology annotation, molecular function: Wnt-protein binding. The coding region runs from base 375 to 1259 and encodes 294 amino acids. Gene Ontology annotation, biological process: non-canonical Wnt signaling pathway; canonical Wnt signaling pathway; negative regulation of canonical Wnt signaling pathway. The record is from RefSeq and is a predicted model, not a curated record.